Molecule: messenger RNA, 1026 nt
Organism: Sclerotinia borealis F-4128
Lineage: Eukaryota; Fungi; Ascomycota; Leotiomycetes; Helotiales; Sclerotiniaceae
Source: the annotation of a GenBank genome assembly
AUGUCCUCCGCAGUAAUCAACACCGAUGAUGACGAUCAACUCGAACCUAGUCUCCAAUCCAUUCUUGACCAAAAGUCCCUACGCUGGAUCUUUGUCGGUGGAAAAGGGGGAGUAGGAAAAACCACUACAUCAUGUUCCCUAGCCAUUCAACUCGCCAAAGUCCGUCGUUCAGUUCUUCUCAUUUCAACAGAUCCAGCACAUAACUUGAGUGAUGCAUUCUCUCAAAAGUUUGGAAAGGAAGCCAGACUUAUAAAUGGAUUUACUAACUUAAGUGCCAUGGAAAUUGAUCCUAAUGGGAGUAUCCAAGAGCUUAUGGGACAGGCUGAGGAGGGUGAGGGACCUGCUGCGGGUAUGGGGGGAAUGAUGCAGGAUUUGGCUUUUGCUAUUCCAGGUAUUGAUGAAGCUAUGUCCUUUGCAGAAGUUCUGAAACAAGUCAAAUCUCUCUCAUACGAAACCAUCAUCUUCGAUACCGCCCCUACAGGCCACACCCUCCGUUUCCUCCAAUUCCCUACCGUUCUCGAAAAGGCUCUCGCAAAAGUCUCCCAAUUAUCCACGCAAUUUGGGCCCAUGUUGAAUGGAUUACUUGGAGCCAAUGGGGCCCUCCCAAAUGGACAAAACCUCGGCGAAAUGAUGGAGAAAUUAGAAGGUCUUCGCGAAACCAUCUCAGAGGUAAACGGACAAUUCAAAGACGAAAAUCUCACUACUUUUGUCUGUGUCUGUAUACCUGAAUUCCUUUCCCUCUACGAAACCGAGCGUAUGAUACAAGAAUUAUCAUCCUAUCAAAUCGAUACCCACUGUAUAGUGGUCAACCAAUUACUUUUCCCCAAGAAAGGAAGCGAUUGCGAUCAAUGUAAUGCGAGAAGGAAGAUGCAGAAAAAAUAUCUGGAACAGAUCGAGGAAUUAUAUGAUGAGUUUAAUGUGGUGAAGAUGCCAUUAUUGGUUGAGGAGGUUAGAGGAAAGGAAAGGUUGGAGAAAUUCAGUGAGAUGCUUAUUACGCCAUAUAUUCCGCCUACUGGAGGAUUGUAG